Penicillium cosmopolitanum is the source of this 5379-nucleotide messenger RNA. RefSeq names its product nucleoporin. Gene Ontology annotation, biological process: RNA export from nucleus; protein import into nucleus. Gene Ontology annotation, molecular function: structural constituent of nuclear pore. Lineage: Eukaryota; Fungi; Ascomycota; Eurotiomycetes; Eurotiales; Aspergillaceae. Bases 1 to 5379 code for a protein of 1792 amino acids. The transcript is spliced from 6 exons. The record is from RefSeq and is a predicted model, not a curated record. Gene Ontology annotation, cellular component: nuclear pore inner ring.
AUGGCUCCCAUCCCGGAGGCCUAUUUCCCGUCCCUGGACAAGUGCUUCUCCGGGGACUCUCAGCUCUUGUCCUGGAAGAAUGCAUUUCUCUAUACGAAUGACGCCGAACGCCUGACCGACGAUGUAGACAAUGUCGCCGCCUUCCUUUCGCACCCCGACAGCACUCAGCAAUUAUCCCAGAGUCUGAGCCCUUUCUCCCGCCCUUCCGCGAAAUCUAAGUCCGAAUUCGAGUCCAAGACCGCCGCAAUCCAUGCCGAAACGAAUUCGAAAAGCUCAUUCGAUCUGAAGGAGAUCAAGGCAGAUGCGCAAUGGCUCAGUCAGACCGCCAAUAUCGACGAGAUUACCGCUCUGCGCAUCGCUAUCCUCGAAUGGCAGGAUCGCCCAGCCGCACGUCUCACAACUAAGUUUCCCAAUGAGGAGGCUACGAGUCUGCAAAGCGCGGCGGGUGUCGACAACCUUCGUGUUUCGGUAGCUGGCCCGAACCUCGCCAGUAUCUUGAGGCAAACUGGCGGUGAUGACAAUACGUCUUCCUUCGACACGGAAAGAAACCGACGCUUGCGACUACGCAAUAUCUACAUCUCCGAGCGUGGCCAUACCCUAAAGACCCUCCGCAAGCUGCUGGUUCUAUCCCUUCACGAUCGUGCAAACGACUCACACAACUCUGACGAGGCGGGCGCCGCGCGCAAACUUGCAUUGUCCAAGCUAGGCAUGUCUCUGUUCAGAGAGAAAGCAGCCGGUGAUGGAUUGAAGCAAUUUUUGGAAGAGUGUAUCGCCAGCAUUCGAAGGCGCCUAAAGGACGUGGCCGCAGAUGGCGGUUGGCUGGGCGCCUCUGAGAGUAACCAAGAAACAGAAGCCGCCUGGAAGACAACCCUAGUAGAGGAAAUUGUACAUAUCCUCCAGCUGAUGUUUCAUUCUCUUCAACAAUCAACGGAAGUGCCCUCUGGAAUCCUUGUGGAGUCCUGGCUGGAGCUGAUGGCGGAGUAUGACUUUUUGGAAUAUUUGCAAGUGCCUUGCGAGCAACCCAAGGAGCUGCUAUUACCACUCCAAUCUUUUGUUUCGCUGACCACCCUCGCCUUCUUGAAAGUUUCCCUUGUGAUCGGAUCCAUGGGGGGACCCGAACACGCCCCCAAGAUCUUACUCAACGCCUGCACGACGACGACAAUGGUCACUGCCAACCCAGCUGCAUUCUCCUGGGGUUUGAUACUUUACACUUUGCAAAACCUAGCUUCCAAAGAGCAACAAGAUCGAGAGAUGAAGCAACUGAAUAGUGCUGUGGAAUCUUUCCAAGCGCGUACCGCAGGGCCGUCUGGGGGAUCUGAGCCGUCUCUUUACGAAGACUUGAUUGACUGUGCUCGACCACCGCAUAUGAAUGAGGAGCAGGACCCUCUGCUUUAUCUGACUUCUGAUCAGGUCAGAGAUUUGGCCUUCAGCACGAUCAUCACACUCUCUGCCAAGGCGGGGUCUAUGUCAGCAAUCGAUGAUGGUUUAACAUACCGUUGGACGCGUCUGGCUAUGCUUGAUCUUGUUCGCGAGACAAUCAGAUACACUGACUAUUCACCCGAGAUUGUGGAGGCUCUGUUGGCAAUUCUCAGUGGGACGCCAAACUCUUCGUCCUGUCCCUCAGAAGAUUCGCUUAGCCCUGCCAGUGAACCAAAGUCUGUCUUUGCCAAAACUCCAAUACUUAUGGAUGAGAUCUUCCGCGUCUCACGUUCCAGAUUUCCGUACGAAACAGUCCCAUUUCUGAAGCUCUGCCGUGCGCUCGUGAGUCCACACUUGAUCAAUGAGGACGGCCUACCAGAGAUUGUCGAAGAACUCGAGAGUAUCAGUACCUUCACACAGGCAGUCACGUCAGACUUCCAGGGAUACGAGACGAUUCGAGAAGAUGAGAAUGCCAACUUCGUGUCCCUGACACAAGCCCUUCCGAUGUUCGAGUCUCUUUCCCACAGUCGUCUGGUCAGCAAUGAGCCGGAUAAUGCUCUUGUGGUACACGGGUCGUCGGAGAUUCCAGCCACGGCUGUUGGACAAGUUAUUUCUGAAUCGAGACCGGCCGUCAUUAUGUGGCAACAUGAGUAUUCGUGUCUGAGCUACUUGGGAAGCUGGUUAGAAGAGUGGAGUGAGAGUGGCGGUGACACUUCUGGCUGGGAUCCCGAGUGUGGCACCGAGAUAAUCGGUCUCCUAGCUGACCUUGUGGCUAGCUCUCAAGAUGUCCACACCCAUGACUCCCCGGGUACUAGCGCGAAGAGAAUUUUGGAAAUGGCCAGUGAUGGGCUGUCGCGCCAAGGCGAUAUCAUCUCGGUGGUGUUGGAUAUCUUUGAGCGCAACCUACAGAAUGUUGAGGUUCUCCAUGUCCUUCCCAACAGAAUCUGGCCAUUUUUGAGUCGCAGCAGCUUCAUCGGGUCAGACGGCAAAGGCGGAGUAUUAGCUGCGAUCAUUUCGGCAGUAGAGAUCCCCGCUGGGGAGUAUCCAUUCCUUCUCAGCACCCUUCGCUUGUUCGAGGCUGCUGUCGACGAUGCUGUCUCACGCGCAGUACUUCGCAAGUGCCCUGGUAGUGUUUCGGGCAAAUCGACAAUCGCAUCGGACUGGAGUGCGGGUAUCCCCUCCCAUGUCAUGAGAACUAUUUUGCUGAAUUUCACCCGGACAAUGGUUGAGAUUUUCAACAGCAAUGGUAACUGGAGGUUCAACUUCCCUGAGCAACAAUUCGGCAUUAGUGCUGGUCUUGCCAAGGUUUUCGAUCGCAUCCUUUACUACGUCUACGGAAUCAAUGAUUCUACGAAACUUGAAUCAAAAAUCACUGGCGUGUUUUCUGAUUCUGCGGCCUACAUUCUGGACAUGCUGCGGCCUCGUUCAGCCACUGACCUACCUUUUAACGCUAUCCUCCGGCUGAUCACCGAUGGUCUCCAAACUCCACCUACCCUUCACCUCCGCUACCUUGACCUAGUUGUUGACCAGGUCAGCUCCACUCUCAGGCUGAGUGAUAAGCUUGUCCAGUCGGCACGACUCGCUGAGAAGCCCGCCUCACUUCUCGAGGAGCAAUUGUUCAAAGCUACCCCGGUUCUGACCAAACUUUACGCUCUUAAUGAUGCCUACAAACUGCCGGUUGUAUCGUUAUUGGACACCUUGGUCACAAGUGCUUCUUCAAAUUCCGACAAGGAACCUCCAUCUCUUGUUGGUCAUCUUGGGGCAGAGUCGGCUUGCCUUUUCCUUGACGUGCUCGCCCAGCUUGAUAAGUCACUUAACGACAAGCCUCUGCUUCUUGCGAUCUGGCACCUGCUGUCGACCUUUGUGAGCAAACGUCAACAAUGGUUGGCCGUUUUCAUUCUCACUGGCGCAUCUCCUCGUCAAACUUUGAAGAAGACAGAUACCGGUGGCCCGAAGAUGAGAGGCGCGCCAUUCUUACAAAUUGCUCUUGAUAAGCUUGCCCAUCUCGAGAAGGAAGAUCCUCAAGUGGCUUUAUCCCUACUUCAGUUUGUUUCUCGAGCCCAGGAAAACUGGCCAUGGGCUUCGCCUCACCUGCAAAAACACACUCAAUUCUUCGACGGCAUAUUACAUUAUGUUUCGAAGCUGAAAAUUUCCGCUCUGCCUGUAUCCGAGCAAAUAUUUGCGACACGUAUUGCGGCCGUUGUUACAGACAUCUGCGCUGUUUACCUCUUCCCAUUCAAGGAACUGAUCAGGGGAGCACCAUCAGAUAAAGCAACUCUUGAGCGAGGUCGGAAAUUCUUCGCUGACCUCAUCCCCCUGGUACAGUGGCUAUCUAAGGAUGCCGUGGAGGUCUCAGCUUACAAUGCUUCUUUGCACACCAACUUGAAGAAAAACUUCGAGAGGCGCUACUCCGGUUGCAAGAUGACGGACUUCAAGAGAUCUGCACUUGAGUCCCGCACUCUAGGACGUGAUUACUACUACAACCUGGGUAUGGGACAACAGCUCUUGUCGUAUGACUUUGCCUGGGCGGGAAACCGCAAACAAGGCUUCUCCGAGGAGUUUGAGAGGGCCAACAUCAACCUGUCACUUGUUGAAGCACAGAUGACUCUUCUAAACAGCUGGAAAUUCUUCGCUGUUGAACAUUGCCAGGACUUUAUGAGAGCUGGCCAAAUGGUACCCAUCUUGAUGGCAGAGGUAGCACAGAAAUGCCUUGAAGCCAAUAGUCGACCUGUCCCGCCAGAGGCCAUCUUCGCACGUAUUCAGCAAGUUCGAGUUGAUUUUGCCCAGGCACUGACUCAAUGUCUCGUUGAAGAGGGAGCUAGAGGUGCUGAGGUGUUUCAAUUGCUCGAAGUGGUUUGGAAAGCACUGCGCUCUCGUCACCCAACCUACGAGGCAGCCCUCGUUGCCGAUGACACAGAAUACUAUCGCUCCCUCCUCAAUGUGCUAUUCUUAGCCCUCCAAUUCCAUGUGGAUGUGCCCCGAUUGCAGAAUCAGCCAGAGGUCCUCACGAAGGCGGCGAAGGUCUCAUCCAAUAUUCCAGUCAUUGUGGAAGUUGUCAAGACUGUUGUCGCACAAGGCUUCCGAUCCCUGACCUCAUAUUUGCACGACGAGCCGGAUAAGUGCACGCCCAAGGAUUUUGCGAUCAUCAUUGCCAUUCUCCAGACUUGUCUGCAGGUCAAGGACGCCGAUCGACUCUUUGAGUAUAUCACAUUCCACGUCCAGGACAACGAAACCGUCCGACACGCGACAACACUCUUCUCGUGGGCAGAUCAGCUAGCAAUCGCCGGCGACCCUGUCUACGGCGAAGUCAGCCUUUCGUUCCUUGUUAAGCUCUCCACUCUCCCCAUGCUAGCGGAACACCUCGCUGUGGAGGGAGUCCUAGGCAAGCUGUCGACAUGCCGCCUCACCAACAUCCUCCAACAACCCAAGGGAUUCGGACCCUUCGACACUGUCUCCCGACUGUACACAAUCUGGACCGGCGGUUUCCUCCCGUUGUGUCUAAACCUCCUUUUCAACGUCGUCCGUGCCGCCCCCGAAGUAUCCGCCUUCCUCAACCAAUUCGAAGGCCAGCUCAACCGUGCCGCUGAAGCCUUUUCCCACGGCCACUCCACCCCGCAAUCGCAAUGGAUUAGCCUGAGCAUGGCAUCAGAGGCAUAUUCACUUGCCCUGAUCUCCGUCGCUUUGGACCGCUUCCGUCAAGCCGGACCCAGCGCUGGUCUAGACCCGCAGUCCAUCCAGGAACUCAAGUGGGAUAGAUCACACGUCAAGGAUGAUAUUGAAGAACUGCUCAGUCGCCGCCCGUACCUGCGUGGCCGUAUCGUCGCCACUACUGAUAAGGAGGCCGAGAUGUCGAGGCAGCCGCCGCUGGACAAGAAGCGUGAUGCUGAGAACCGGUUGGAAGAAAAGAUCGUGAUUGAGUUGGAGGAUGUGCUGGCCUGUUUGAAUGGCGGCGAGGAAUGA